Rhodamnia argentea is the source of this 1564-nucleotide messenger RNA. RefSeq names its product flavonol 3-O-glucosyltransferase UGT89B1-like. The coding region runs from base 73 to 1512 and encodes 479 amino acids. The record is from RefSeq and is a predicted model, not a curated record. The transcript is spliced from 2 exons. NCBI's taxonomy places the organism in Eukaryota, Viridiplantae, Streptophyta, Magnoliopsida, Myrtales, Myrtaceae. Gene Ontology annotation, molecular function: UDP-glycosyltransferase activity.
CACCUGCUCUGGCUCGUCGUCCUCCACCUCCAUUGAAGCCCACCUCGACCACAACUGAUUGAAGCUCCAGCCAUGUCCGUCCACAUCCUCAUGUACCCUUACCCCACCUCCGGUCACAUCAUCCCACUCCUCGACCUCGCCCACAAGCUCCUCCACCUCCGCCCCUCCGAUCUCGCCGUCUCCGUCACCGUCACCGUCACCGUCCUCGUCACCCCCGACAACCUGCACUUGCUCGACCCCUUCCUCUCCUCUCCUUCUUCGUCCCCCUCCUCGCUCCAGCCUCUCGUCUUGCCUUCCCCUGAGCCGCCCGCGACGCCCCUUCCGCCGCAGAGGCGCCUAGCCGCCAACGUCCGCUCCCUCCGCGACCUCCACCUCCCCCUCCUCUCCCGGUGGUUCGAGUCCCACCCCUCCCCGCCCUGCGCCGUCGUCUCCGACUUCUUCCUCGGCUGGACCCACCGCUUCGCCCGCGAGCGCGGCGUCCCGCGCGUCGUCUUCUCGCCGUCCGGCGCGUUCGCGCUCUCCGUCUCCUUCGCCCUGUGGCGGGACCUCCCCAGGCCCGACGAGGAGUCGAUGGUCUCGUUCCCGAAAUUGCCGAACUGCCCCCGCUUUCCCUGGUCGCACAUACCCCAGAUAUACAGGAAUUACGAGGCGGGAGAUCCGGAAAUGGAGCUCCAACGGGAGGGCGCCAUCGGCAAUAUCCAGAGUUGGGGGAUCGUGAUCAACUCGUUCGACGGGUUGGAUCGGACUUACCUGGAUCACAUCAGGAAAGAGGUCGGGCACGACCGGGUUUGGGCCGUGGGCCCGCUGCUGCCAGCAGAGGCCGAGGACUCGGCCGGGCCCGUCAAUAGGGGCGGGCCCACCUCGGUAUCAGCCGGCGAGGUGCUGACGUGGCUGGACGCCUUCCCGGACGAGUCCGUCGUCUACGUGUGCUUCGGGAGCCGUGCCGUGCUGACGCAGCGGCAAAUGGACGAGCUGGCAGCCGGGCUGGAGCGAAGUGGGGUCAGAUUCAUCCUAUGCGUGAGGGAGCCAGGCAGGGGAGGAGGACACGUGGCGGGCGACUGCGGGACGGUCACCAAGGACUUCGAGGAUCGAGCGGUCGGGAGGGGCCUCGUGAUCAGGGGUUGGGCCCCGCAGGUGGCGAUCCUGCGCCAUCGAGCCGUGGGCGCGUUCUUGACUCACUGCGGAUGGAACUCGACGCUGGAAGGGCUGAGCGCCGGGACGGUGAUGCUGACGUGGCCGAUGGGCGCGGAGCAAUUCGUGAAUGCCAAGCUGCUGGUGGACGAAUUGGGCGUGGGAAUCAGAGUCGGUGAGGGAUCGGAGAAGGUACCGGAGGCGACGGAGUUGGCCCGGGUUCUGGCCGAGUCGCUGAGGGGUGAUCUGCCCCAGAGGGUCCGAGCCAAGGAGAUGAGCAGCGCGGCUUGGGACGCGAUCAAAGGAGGGAGCUCCGAUGAAGAUUUGGGGGACUUCGUGAGGCGCGUGGACGAGCAAAGGAGGAGCAAAAUCCGUACUUAGGAUCUUCACGUUCUAUGUACCGAAGCCACGAGCAAUGUUGAGAGAACGUAAA